Messenger RNA from Caenorhabditis auriculariae, 253 nucleotides. The record is from the annotation of a GenBank genome assembly. Lineage: Eukaryota; Metazoa; Nematoda; Chromadorea; Rhabditida; Rhabditidae.
AUGCUUCUGAAAUGGAUCCUGGUUUUCGCUCUUCUUAUCGCCUUCGUGUCCUCCAGAGACUUUUACUGUUGGAUCGGAAAGCCUUUUUGCCACAUGAGUUGUAUGUGGGAGGUUCGCUAGAUUUUGAUAGCUUUUCGAAAGUUUGAUCUAGAAUUGCUUGGAAGGAUCAUGUGACAAGGACAUUUGUGAAUGCUUGAAGUGCGACUACAAUGAAAUUAUCCAAAUCCCACCACGAGGCCUGAAAAUCAUGUGA